AUGACACCCCUGAACAAACCACAGUCCACUUCACGAGCGUCUGAUUCGAACAACAAAAAGAAGAGAAAGCAAUCUAAUGACAAGUAUGUUUAUUGAGCGGGAAGAAUGGUAUUAUUGUCUAAUUCAUGGACUAGAGAAGGACACUUGGAGCAGUUGGAAGCUCGCCUGGCACGGAUUGAAUCCAUCACACGAAACAUCAGUGGGGACGCGUUAUCUAGACAACCCCAACGGAGUCAUAUCAAUCUGUCCAUUGGUGAUGGAAACUACAUGUCGCCGAAGAGUAACGUUUCAAGCAACGGCACUGGCGCGGCAGUCGAGACUGAUUCCUCGUCGCACAAUUCGUCACACACGCUUUGCAAUAAUGGUUUGAAGUCCCAGUUGCAGCUACCACCGCUAGAAGCCAUGAUGCCUACGUUGGAGUUGUAUUUUAGGCAUUACAAUUCUGUUAUUCCCUUGUUCGACGAGAAGGACUUCAUGCGGAUGGUUCACGGAUGGAGCUAUCUACGAUCGCCUGCUGAGUGGGCUGCCAUCAAUGUCGUCCUUGCCCUCGGCUACCGCGUGAUCGAGAGCCGGUCGAUGGAAUGUCCAGAAGUAGCCUUGUGCAUCGCAAAUAUCAGGUCCAUACUCCUGGAGAUGAUGAUACGAACGGAGGACUUCUUAGGGCUACAGGUUCUGCUGGGCACGGUGCUCCUUUAUCAAGGAACCUCCCGGUCCCUACAACACAAAGAUACCCCCAUGCUGAUGGGCGCCGCAGCAAGGCUGGUUGAGAUGUUGCGACUGAAUUCGAGGUCGGAAUCGAAAGGCGCUCCUCACGCAGUCGCCUUACACCGCAGUAGGUUGUUUUGGAUAGCCUACAUCCUCGACAAGGUAGGAGAGUAUGCGUUUUCUCCUCACAUGAUAUAAAUGCUCACCUGUUAUGAAUCAUAGGAUGCCGCGGCUCAUUUCGGCGUUUCGCCAAUGCUUCUUGAUUCUGGGACAGAUCAUGCUCCUCCAUCUCCGAACCCCAGCGAUGGAGUUGGCAAUAUUACUACUUUAGAUGGCACUACGUCGCUGAACUUUCUUCAUUAUCGUGUGCAACUCGCGUACGUCCAGGCGCGAGCAUACGAUUGGUUGCUCAGUUCAAGGUCAAGUAAUGCAAGCGACAAAGAUAGAACAAACAGAACCGACACGUUGCAAUCCAUGCUUUCCCACUGGUUCGGGGCGAUACCAAGUAAUAUGAUGUCAGGAUUAGCCCAAGGAUCACUCUGUGUGCACUCUACUCAGCAUCUGAAAUCACUAUUGAAUGUACAUCAAUGGUGUGUCCUGCUCAUUUUUAGGCUGCACAAAGAGAACAGUUCUAUGAUUGCACGACUGAGAGGCAUAAUCCCACAUUUCCCCCAAAUGAGUACUGAACACUUGAACUCCAUUUCUGAUCAUAGAAGUUCCCUGCCUUCAGGAUGGAACGAGUGUUUGGAGUAUAGUCGGAAUGCACUCCAUCUGUCUACGGUCAUCGGGCAGUCUGACUACUAUCUCUGGUACGUCUUAUCAUUCUCUCCAACCUCCAUGCCCAUUACCUUUUUCAUCAUCUUCAGUCGGCUGACUUUCUUAAGGCAUGACUCUUGCUCCCUGUUUGCUGCAGGCCUCAUUCUGCUUGUAAAUGCUGCGGAAUAUCCAGACAGCGAAGCUGCUGAUGAUGACCAAUGGUUGGUGGAUAAAAGCCUGGACUUGUAUGAAAGAUUGAUCAAAUUUGGGCCGUGGGAGAAAGACACCCUCCACGCUGAUUUUCACAACCUGAAGGCACGGGCUAAACAAGCUGUGACUAAAUCACAUGAGGAAAGGAUGGCAUUUGCAAUGGAGAGCUUCAUCGAUGAUUCCUUGCCAUCUGAUCGAUUAUGGACCAUGGGUGAAACAGAAUGGGGAACUGAGAAUCAAGAGUCCACCGUAAGUAUAUUUGGCCCGAGGGGCCCUAUCGGGAAAGUAAAUGGAAGCUGACUCCCUUGGAUGCUAGAUACCUACUAGGACAGGUCACGAGCCAGAAAUUGAUCCCGUCAUGUUCCCUAAUAUCAUACCAGAUAGCUGGAGAUAG
Molecule: messenger RNA, 2065 nt
Organism: Clonostachys solani
Lineage: Eukaryota; Fungi; Ascomycota; Sordariomycetes; Hypocreales; Bionectriaceae
Source: the annotation of a GenBank genome assembly